CCCUGCGACUUUUCAGUGGGCCAUGAACAUGGCUUUUCAGAAUUUCGUGCGGAAGACUCGCCUGGCACAGAGCAUUAUCAACUACUGCGUGAUUGUGUACAUGGAUGACAUCUUGGUGUAUUCGAGCUCCUACGAGGGACACGUGCAGCACAUCGAAUGGGCACUGCAUGCGCUACGAGAUGCAGGUUUCAAAGUGGCGCUUGAGAAGUGUCAGUUUUUCCUCACCACCAUUUCUUUCCUAGGGCACGUGGUGACAGACAAGGGACUCCAACCGGAGCCGCAGAAGGUGGCAGCUGUCAGGGACGCGCCAAUGCCUACCACUAUCACGCAAGUUCGCACCUUUUUGGGCCUAGCCUCGUAUUACCGAAGAUUUAUCAAGGGCUUCACGGCGAUUGAGGGACCCCUCACAAAUCUCCUGCGCAAGGAUCAACCGUUGAUCUCGACGCCAGAGUGUGAUCAAGCGUUUUCUAAACUCAAGGCUGCUCUCAUUUCGGCUCCGGUUCUUAUAAGACCGGAUCCCGAAAAACCUUUUGUUCUCAUCACCGACUGGCAGCCAGAGGCGAUUUCGGCGAUCCUUGCCCAGGUGGGACUGAGCGGACUCGAGAGUGUAGUGGAGUAUGCGUCCAAAUUCGUGCCCGCCUGCAAGCGCAAUUACGCUGCUCCAACGGGUGAAUGCUAUGCGGCUCUCUGGGGAAUCAGUCACUUCCGUGCGUACCUGUACGGGCGAGAAUUCACCCUGGUGACUGAUCAUGAGCCCCUGUUGGCUCUGAAGAAGUCGAAGGAUUACUCGGGCAUGAUCGUGCGAUGGGCAACGGUGCUGCAGAGCAUGGACUUUGACAUUCGUCACCGAAAGCACGAGAGACACGGGAAUGCGGACGGACUGACACGACUGCACCGGCCUGAGAAAGUUCCGAGGAAUGAGGAGGUGAUUCCGUGGAACGAACCCGAGCAGAAGAUUAGACCUCGGUACGGCCAAGUGGAGAUUUUGUCGACGCAUUCAUCGGCGAGCGCGUCCAAGAACGAGCCACGUCACCACAGUGGCGGCAUUCACCGGCGACAGCAGCUCGGUCAAUCCGCUGCGGCAUACCGCGAUCUUGGCCUCGCUGCGCGAGUGGACGGAGCAAGUCUCCAACGUGUGGCAGCACGUCCUCGCCCGGGAGGGUUGAUUGCACAAGAGCUCAUCGCACUGAUCGUGCAAUUGGCGGACGAUCUCUCGCCCGACAUCUACUUUCAGAGCGACAAUAGUCCUGCUCCGUACAUUUUCGAGCGAUCCUUGGAUCCCUACCUUCAGUGGACUUCGUGCUUGGAGGAACCUAGGGACGAGGAUACGCUACCAUCGCGGCAGGAGUAUCUGAAGCCGUACGAGAUCAUCCCUUACGCCUUCUACCCGAGGGCAGAAGAACUGGUGAUUGACGACAACGACGACGAAGAAGAAAACGACGACAAGGAGACAUCGGAGGAGGGAAGUUAUAGUGAACAUAGCGAGGGCGAGCUGAGUAAAGAGGAAGAAGAAGAAACCGGAUCCGAGUGGGAAGCCUUGCCGGAGGAAGCGACGCGUACGGGAACGGAGGCGGAAGAUCCGGAAGCGGCGCGAAAGCGCGAAGAAAUUGCCACCGGAAAGCGCCAGCUGGAGUUCGCUAGCGAGGCUAGCCUGCGCAUCGGUAGCGAUCCGACCAGGGAUCCAGAGCCGCCGAGGCCCGAAGAUGGCGACCCUGCAGCCGCCACCUCAAGUACUGCGCGACGGAGACGGCGCCGAUCCCCCUCCUCCUCCAGCCCCACCCGUCCCCCAGUUCGCCCACGUACCAAUGCGGGCGAUAGGCCUUCAACCUCGGACGCUGCCCCGCCGACCCCUUGAUUUUCUCACCCUCGAGCAGAUCCGUACCCCCGUC
Molecule: messenger RNA, 1889 nt
Organism: Chara braunii
Lineage: Eukaryota; Viridiplantae; Streptophyta; Charophyceae; Charales; Characeae
Source: the annotation of a GenBank genome assembly